Molecule: messenger RNA, 663 nt
Organism: Suillus discolor
Lineage: Eukaryota; Fungi; Basidiomycota; Agaricomycetes; Boletales; Suillaceae
Exons: 1
Source: RefSeq, a predicted model, not a curated record
UGCAAGAACUGUUUUGGUGAGCCCUUUUUUUGCACGAAUUGCUGCAGGAGCCAGCACCAGAGGCUGCCCUUCCAUAGGAUUAGUCAAUGGACAGGAAGAUGCUUUGAGGAUUCUUGCCUAGUAAAAACUGGGCUAGUGAUCUGGCUAGGACACAAUGGAGAUGCUUGUCCUUGGGAUGAUGAGGUUGCUGACGAAUUUUUGGCCAAAUCUGAAGCCAACAGUAAUUCCGGCAACUACACUCCAUGGACAGCAGAAUACUGGAAUGAACAACCUCCUGGGUUACAGUAUUCAAAGGAUGCCAAUGAUCUACCAACUGGUGUACCAUUCAUAAAAAAUGGCAAAAGAAUAACAACCAUAGUGGAUAUGUCCGGAGUGCAUACUCACAUGGUAAAGUAUUAUACAUGUGCCAAUGCACCUAGUGCCGACAUACAGCUAUUUCAAAUGGGUUUGUUUCCAGUAUCAUUUAAUCAACCAAAGACUGCCUUUACCUUCAAUGUCCUAAACAACUUCUUGCUUGAUAACUUGGAGUGUGGCACUUCGGCGAUGAAUUACUAUAAGUGUAUUUCCUCACUUGGUACUGGUGAGGGCAUUUUUGCAUCGGCGGCACCGAAGUUGAUAUUUUUUCAGGACUGGUAUUGGGAGCUCAUGCAGGUGGUCAGAUAA